Diplodia corticola is the source of this 1407-nucleotide messenger RNA. Its product is annotated as trichothecene 3-o-acetyltransferase. The transcript has a single exon. Gene Ontology annotation, molecular function: acyltransferase activity, transferring groups other than amino-acyl groups. The record is from RefSeq and is a predicted model, not a curated record. NCBI's taxonomy places the organism in Eukaryota, Fungi, Ascomycota, Dothideomycetes, Botryosphaeriales, Botryosphaeriaceae. Bases 1 to 1407 code for a protein of 468 amino acids.
AUGGCAAAGUUCGUAAGAUUCUCGACACUUGACCAAAGUCUGAGUCCAAUCUACGUCUCUGUCUUCUUCUGCUUUGCUUUCCCCGACAGUUCCAAGAAAUCGGCAGCACUUUCAUGUCUCGGGGCCAGCCUUCAGCGCGUAUUCGCCGAACAACCGCACUUGUCAGGCACCGUUUCCAUAACGCGGAAGAGAAUUGAGUACGACACCACGAUACCAGUAGACGUGGUCGCAUCAGGCCAUCUCGUGGCCAAGGUCGUUGACCAUGUCACCUACGACCAACUCGCAGCGAGACGCUUUCCUUCCGACCUGUUGCCGCGCGACAUGUUUGCACCGAAGCCACACUCGGUGGGCUCUGACGACCCAUGUAUGCAAGUGCUGCUGCUGCAAGCCAACUUCAUCCCAGGCGGGCUGGUACUGAGCGUGACAUACCAACACAACGCCAUGGACGGCAGCAGCGCCGCUGACGUUUGCCGCAAGCUCGCUGCCUACACGCGCGCAUUCAGCAGUGGUCUGCUAGGGACCUAUCAGCCGUCCGACCCUCAACCCGACCUGGUGCCACCCGCGGUGCUGUGUGCGUCGUCGUCCAGUGACACGGCGCCCACCAUCGACGCUCCCGAGUACGACUUCAACAACACGCCCAUCGACCUGGGCGCAGCCACCGCCACAGCACGCGUUCUCCGUUUCCCCGCUGAGGCGGUACGCCAGCUGAAGCGCCGAGUAACGGAGCAGCUAGCACGGCGGCCGGGCGGGGCGCCAUGGGUAUCGACGGUCGACUGCCUGAGCGCACUGCUCUGGGUCGGCGUCCUACGCAGCCGCGCGGCGCGCCUUGCAGCCGAUGACAUUGUCCGCUUCUCCACAGCCGUCGACGUGCGUACGCGCCUGGGUCCCGAGCUGCUCCCUCCUACCGCCUUCGUGGGCUACGGGGUGCUCCUCGCCAUGGCCCAACUACCACUAUCGUCGUUCCCCGAUCACCUCCCGCAUUCGCAUCUCCCGCUCCCGCUCUCGGUUGCCAACGUCGCCCACGCCGCCCGCGCCAUCCGCCACGCUGUGGCCGCCGUCGACGCCGACUACGUGCGGGCCCGCGUCACCCUCAUCGCCGCCCUGCCCGAUCCCUCGGCCGCCGCCAUGGCCGCCCUGCGUGCCGUUGACAUCGCCCGUACGGGACUCUUCUUGACGUCGUGGGCCACCUUCGCUGCUGACGCCGUCUUUGACAUCCCCGGCCUACAGCCCGGUGGCCCGCGCCGUGCUGACGCUGUGUGCCGGCCCAGCGGUGCCGCAGUUGGUGCCGCAAAUCUUCUACCGCGUGUUCGCGAUACGGAGGAUGAUGCGGACUGGGAGGCUUUAUUGCAUUUGUCAAGGGAUGACAUGGAAAGAUUUAUAGAUGAGGAUUUACUUUUACUCCCCUGA